UUUCCCAUAUGAAUUAUAGUUGAGAUUAUUGAUAUAAAAAUCAUUUAACAAUCCAAUGGGGAAUUUGAGCUAGACACCCCAUAUGUUUGGAGAUUACUUUGUUCCAUAUUAUUCAUAUGCUAUGAUGGUGUCUACUUCAUAUCCAAUUCCAAUUUUACCAACUCACUUAGCAAACUCCAAAAAACAACCAAAAAAAAAAAAAAGAAAGCGCAUUCAAUAUAUAUGAAUAAAAGUUCGUUAUAUGUAAUCUCUCUCACCCGCUUCAGCUUUUUUAUGAUAAACUUCUAUCGGACACUACAAUUAAUUAUAAUUAAUUGUUUUAGAGCUUAUUGGACAGUGCACACCAUUCGCAGUAGCGAGCGCCUUGUUAUGCAGACGUAACCCGCUUUUUGGCGGCAACUCUUUUCAGUUGGAAGUACAAGUUGUGCAACUGUUAAGCUCCUCCUCUCACCCUCCUUUUUAGAGUAACCGCUUCUCUCUCUCUCUCUCUCUCUCUCUCUUUCGUAGUUCCUGAAACCCUAGCUAACCUGAGCUGUCUUCGUCUCUGCCAUUUUUCCCGUCCGGUGAGCGAACAAUGGUAGCUUCUUGGGACCUUGAUCGGCGGUUAUUGAAGCAAGUUCACGACAAUGUUCAUGGAGACAUCUUUCUCGAUAAUAUCUGUUUGAAGUUCAUUGACACUCAACAGUUUCAAAGGCUUCGUGAUCUAAAGCAACUUGGCGUAGCACACAUGGUUUACCCUGGGGCUGUACAUACUAGAUUUGAGCAUUCACUUGGGGUCUAUUGGCUGGCUGGUGAAACUAUUAAUAAAAUUGCAAAAUAUCAAGGGUCAGAGCUUGAUAUCGAUCGUAACGAUAUGAAGACGGUCAAACUUGCUGGAUUACUGCAUGAUGUCGGGCAUGGGCCUUUCGGUCGUUUAUAUGAGUGUGAAGUUCUUCCCAAGCUUGGCAAGAGUUGGUCUCAUGAGGAAAUGUCUACAACGAUGAUAGACUAUAUUGUUGAUCAGCACAAUAUUGAUGUUGAGCCUGCAAUUCUCGCUGGAGUGAAGGAAAUCAUAGCUGCUAGUUCUGAACAUGGCCCAGGAAAAAGUGUCAGGGAAAAGAGUUUCUUAUAUGAAAUUGUUGCAAAUGGCCGUACUGGAAUUGAUGUUGACAAGUUUGAUUACAUUGUUCGUGACACUCGGGCUUGUGGUCUAGCCUGCGGUUUUCAGCUUGAGAGGUUAAUGGAUACUAUGCGAGUUAUGGACAAUGAGAUAUGUUAUCACGCCAAUGAUUAUCUGACAAUCAACAAGCUAUUUGCAACUCGUGAUGAAUUACAUCGAACAGUCUAUACACAUGCCAAAGUCAAGGCUAUAGAGCUCAUGAUCGUAGAUGCUCUAGUUGAAGCAAAUUAUUCUGUUAACCUUGUCUCUAAGAUUCAUGAUCCAGCUUGGUUUUGGCAGUUAGAUGACUUAGUUUUGAAAACUAUUGAAAUGUCUUCUCCAAAAGACCUCCAGGAGUCUAGAGAUUUGAUCAAACGUAUCCGUAAAAGAGAUCUAUACCAGUUCUGUAAUGAAUUUUAUGUUCCAAAGGAGAGUCUAGACCACUUCAAGGACAUAACUUCUGAGGAUAUCGUUUGUUCCCAGAAAUCUGGUGGUCUUAAACUAAGAGAAGAAGAUGUUGCUGUUAGCAAUAUUAAAAUUGAUUUGACAUGUGGAGGAAAAAACCCUUUCAGAAGGAUCAAUUUUUUCCAGGAUUACGAGAGCAAUGAAAAGUUCCAAAUCAAAGAUUAUGGCGAAAAAUGCUUGCCGCCUUCACAUUAUCAAGACAUGAUAGUGAGGGUGUACUCAAAGAAGUCUCAUCUGGUUGAGGCAGUUUCUGAGGCAUUUGAAAAUUUUCAGCGGAAGAUAUUUGGGGAAACAAAACAGGUGUAUGCAAACCCAGGGAAGAAACGUUGGAGGUAAAUGCAAACAUGUGUCCGAGCAUCUUGCUUUUGGAAGAUAACAGAUACGGUUAGUACGGACCAAAAAUACGAAAAACGCCAUGAGCAAAUUGAAAUUGUGUAGAUUCCACUAAUCUGAAUCACUGAGAAUGUGAGCAAACUUGUAGAUCACUGCAUCUAAUACUUAAAAUUAGAAACUGUGGAAAUUUACAUUCAGAUCU
Ziziphus jujuba (common jujube) is the source of this 2138-nucleotide messenger RNA. RefSeq lists its product as uncharacterized. Gene Ontology annotation, cellular component: nucleus. Gene Ontology annotation, biological process: dGTP catabolic process. Lineage: Eukaryota; Viridiplantae; Streptophyta; Magnoliopsida; Rosales; Rhamnaceae. The record is from RefSeq and is a predicted model, not a curated record. The coding region runs from base 575 to 1939 and encodes 454 amino acids. The transcript is spliced from 19 exons. Gene Ontology annotation, molecular function: dGTPase activity.